AAUCACAAAAACUAAACCUACACCACCGCCGCAAGGAGUGGCAUAUUGCCGCCGUCCGUCCGUCUAUCUAGCUUCCGUCGUGCUCCAAGCCUUCAACCCCUGUUCGCUGUCACCGAUUGCAGCUGCUUCCUUGAGCUCGGCGUCCGCCGUCUUUGUCUGCUCAGCCGCGCUUCCGCCGCCGUUUCUUCGCCGUUCACGUUCCCCUCUUCGCUCAGCCGCCGUAUUCCUUCGCGUUCUUCGCCGUUCACGUUCGCUCGGCGUUCACCGUUCGCGUUCACUCGCCGUUGACCGUUCACCGUUCGAGUUCGCAUUCGCGUUCGUCUGGAAGCCACGUUGCUCUGCUUCAAACUCUGUGACCAACCCGCGCGCUCCACCUAGCCGUCGAACUGCUCUCUUUUGUCGCCGCCUUUUUUCGGUUAAACUACGGUUAGAUCGGUUGGACCAGUGAACCAGUGACUAGAGUGGUUUGAUGACUGAUCUGGUUUUCAUUGGUCUCCACCAAACCCAACCUUCACUCACGGCAACAACUUCACCUGCGGAGCCGGACAGCGUUCAUGCUUUAACUACUACCUCUCUCUCGCCGCCUCUGCUGUUGAAAAUAACUUAGAAUGAGCCAUAAAUUGCAGGUUAUGAAUAUGUAACUAGGAAAAGGAGUUGCCAAUUGCAGGCAUGUCCCGUUCCACACACAUCCUCCAUCACUCCCACCCCUUCUUCACCUCUGCCGCAACCUCUGCCGCCAUCACUGCUGCCGCCUCUCCUGCACCCACCACCCUCACCUCCUUCACCGUCACGCCCCCAGUGCACCCCUGGCCCCGCCGCCUCACUCCUAAAACCCUUGCCUCCCUUAUUUCCCGCCAACACGACCCAAAUCUCUCCCUCCAAAUCUUCCACUACGCCCUAACCCACCACCCCAAUAGCAACAACAACCACCUCGCCCACCACCCUAUUCCCUUCAACGCCAUCAUUCUCAAGCUCUCUCGUGCCCGCAACUUCCCCCAAAUCGAUGCCAUCCUUCGUGAUUCCCGUAUCACCGACGAACAACCGCUUAUAACGGUUAUUCGCGGGUACGGCCUUGCUGGCCGCCCAAAAUUGGCACUCAGGACCUUCACAAGGAUCGAAUCUUUUGGGAUUCAACCCUCCACGAAGGCCCUAAACACCACGCUUAAUGCCCUGGUUCAGUGCAAGCACUAUGAUUUAGCACAUUUUGUUUUUAAGAAUUGUAUGGCCAAAUUUAGGGUUGUGCCCAAUGUGGUUAGUUGCAAUAUUUUGUUGAAGGCUCUUUGUAAAGGGAACAAUGUAGAUGCAGCGGUGAGGGUUUUGGAUGAGAUGCCUGCAAUAGGUGUGGUGCCCAAUGUGGUGAGUUACACUACUGUUUUAGGUGGGUAUGCUUUGAAGGGUGACAUGAGGGGUGCAAAGAGGGUUUUUAUGGAGAUUUUGGGGAAAGGGUGGAUACCUGAUGCAACUACUUACACUGUCUUGGUGAGUGGGUUUUGUAGGCAAGGGAUGUUUGUUGAUGCAAUUAAGGUGAUGGAUGAGAUGGAGGAGAAUGGGCUUGAGCCUAAUGAGGUUACUUAUAGUGUUAUGAUUGAGGCGUAUUGUAAGGGGAAGAAGUCCGGGGAGGCACUUAAUGUGCUCGACGAUAUGCUUGGGAAGAAUCAUGUGCCGAGUUCGGCGCUGUGUUGUAGGGUUGUUGAUAUGUUGUGCGAGGAAGGGAAGGUUGAGAACGCUUGUGAGGUUUGGAGGAAGCUCUUGAGGAUGAAUUGCAGCCGCGAUGAUGCUGUCACGGGUACUCUUGUUCAUUGGCUGUGUAAGAAGGGGAAGGUGAUUGAGGCAAGGAAGGCGCUUGAUGAAUUUGGGGGUGGUGCGGUUCCAAGUCUAUUGACAUAUAACACAUUGAUUGCCGGAAUGUGCGAGAGAGGGGAGCUCUGUGAGGCUGCUAGGUUGUGGGAUGAUAUGGUGGAGAAGGGUCGCGUACCUAAUGCAUUUACUUAUAAUAUGUUGAUUGAAGGAUUUUGUAAGGUUGGUAACGUGAAGGAGGGAAUAAGGAUUCUAGAGGAGAUGUUUGAAAGUGGAUGUUUGCCUGACAAAUCAACAUACACGAUAUUGAUUGAUGGGCUUUCUUGUGCAAGAGGGAUGGUGGAAGAAAUUAAUAAGGUUGUUGCAUUGGCCGUAUCCGCUGGAGUUGAUGAUGACAUGUGGGAUAUCUUCCUGAAAUCUAUUGCAAAUAAUUUAAAUUUGAAUGCAGCUGAAUUUGAUAGGAUAUUGUUAGAGAGUGUCUCAUGAGGUGCAAUGAAAAACAUGUUAAAGAAAUUGCUGUUUAACCAUGUUAGUGUAAACACAUAAAGGUGCACUUUUCCCUCGGAUCUUUCAACCGGAAACAGUUUAUCCAUUGUGAAGAAAUUGCACCAACCGGAGAAGAUGAGGAUGAGUCUAGUGUGGAUUCAGAUUAAGCAUGGUGGUUGACUGGCUGUUUGGUUUUUAUUUGUUUUAAAGUGACUGUUGCGGUUUAAAGUGUGUUUAUUUUUGUUGUUUUGCUAGACCUUUACUAAUUGCCUUUGUUUUAUAUUUAAUUAAGUUGAAUUUGUAUUGGAUUUGGAUGUGAUAUACUCUUGUUGUUCUAGUUUAUUGAAGGUUUUAAACUUCAUUUUAUGAUAUUUUAAAUUCUGUUUAUUAGGUAUAAAAAAACCGAAAAAACCGACCGAAUCAAACUGCUGUUGGUUCGGUUGUCCAGAAAGCAGCCAACCGAAUGGUUGGUAUCAACGUACAACCGAUUAGGUCGGUUCGGUUGGUUUUUGAUCUAAAACCGAACCAAACCGAACCGAUAACACCCCUACUUAUAAGAGGUUUCUUUUUGAGUGUCGAAUACUGGGAAUUCCUGGAACAAAAGAAAAUGAUUUUUAAUACACUUGGAUGGCAUGGACAAGGUAUUCUUUCAGUUCUUCCACUUGGUGCUAGAAUGUGUUAGCUAUAUUUUGCUGUGAGGUUGCAACUUGCAAGGUUGUUUGGAGAAAUUUGUUAGGAUCAUUUGUAAGUAUUGGGAUGUCCUUCUAGAUCCCUAUGUUGAAUGAAUUUCAUUCUUGUAAUUUAUUUGGGAGAUUUUAGGAGAUGAAAGGAGCAUAGGGUGCUAUGAAGCUAUGCCUCUUUGCCACAAUGAAGGUGCAUUUGAUUGGUUUUCUAUGCUUAUUUAUA
Messenger RNA from Arachis stenosperma, 3189 nucleotides. RefSeq names its product pentatricopeptide repeat-containing protein At5g16420, mitochondrial-like. Lineage: Eukaryota; Viridiplantae; Streptophyta; Magnoliopsida; Fabales; Fabaceae. The coding region runs from base 670 to 2283 and encodes 537 amino acids. Gene Ontology annotation, molecular function: protein binding. The transcript has 3 exons. The record is from RefSeq and is a predicted model, not a curated record.